Messenger RNA from Gigantopelta aegis, 1115 nucleotides. Its product is annotated as cysteine-rich protein 1-like. The record is from RefSeq and is a predicted model, not a curated record. The coding region runs from base 106 to 339 and encodes 77 amino acids. The transcript has 4 exons. Lineage: Eukaryota; Metazoa; Mollusca; Gastropoda; Neomphalida; Peltospiridae.
GCAAAAUGCAGACGACAAUAAUUGGUGUCAACUGUGUCCGCCUGCUUUUGCCGCCGAUCGCUGACAACCGAGGUUAGAUUGCUCCGUUAUCCAGACCGCAUCAACAUGAAGUGCCCAACCUGUGGAAAAGAAGUUUAUUUUGCUGAAAGGUAUACAUCAAAUGGCAAGGACUACCACAGAGCAUGUCUGAAGUGCGCUGAAUGUGGAAAAACGCUAGAGAGAGGCAAACAUUCUGAGCAUGAUGACAAACCUUACUGUAACAUGCCCUGUUAUAGCAAACUCUUUGGACACAAAGGGUUCAACACUGGUGGCGCUGGAAGCUAUAACUACGCCAAGUGAAGUUUAACUAGAGGAACAACACAGUUCUGGAUAAUUCAUGAUCACAGCAAUAUACUAUAUUUAUAUAAUGCAUCUCAUUUAUCUCUAACUACUGGGUAGACAGAAUUAGUGGCAACGGAAACUGAAUAAUAAUAAUAAUAAUAAUAAUAAUAAUAAUAAUAAUAAAUUCAUUUGUAUGUCUUUCAUAUUUCUAAUUUUAAAAAAAAAGGAGUUAACAUUAUAGGUUUGUUUAAGUGAUAGACUUUUUACAGUAUAUACAGACAAAAAAUACAGACAAAAAAUACCUACAUGUAUAUACAAAUCUGUUGACUGAUGAAGUUAUACUUGUGGUUUCUAUGGUAAUAAUUUUGGUGCUGAGCAUACAAAUGCAAAGAAAAAAGUGAAGUUAUUAUUGUCAACUAUACAGAUUAAUGUGUGUGUUUUUAAUAGGUUUUAAUAUAACGUAUACACUAUCUACUUUUCAAAAACUUUAAUUUUAUAUUGCAAACGUAUGAGGAUCACUAAAUAUACUUGUAGAUAUAUUUAUUCAUUUUUGUUAUUGGAUGUACAUUUUGGGGUUUCUUUUUUUUUCAAUUUUAUGAACACCAUUUAAAAAUGUACCAAAGAAAAUACUGGAUCAAAAUGUUAAAUUUGGAAAUAGUUUUUACACAUAAUAGAUUUUGUGCAUUAUACUUCUGUGAAGCUUAUUUUCAAAUACCGAACUGCCAUGUAGAUUUCAGUAUUUCUAGUGCUUUAUUUCUUCGUGUACAUUUUAAAAAUAAAAAUAUUCAUUUGUA